GCGGUGUCCAUCUUAUUUACACCGGUGUGAUUGCAACAUUUUUUAGAUCUGUUGGAUUUUUGAAGGACUAUAAAAGUUGAAAGCCGGGUCUUCAGAGAUGAGCAGUUCAGAAGAAGUGUCAUGGAUCUCCUGGUUCUGUGGACUGAGGGGGAAUGAGUUCUUCUGUGAAGUGGAUGAAGACUACAUCCAGGACAAGUUUAAUCUGACGGGGCUCAAUGAGCAGGUUCCCCACUACCGCCAGGCCCUCGACAUGAUCCUGGACCUCGAACCAGACGAGGAGCUGGAGGACAAUCCCAACCAGAGUGACCUGAUCGAGCAGGCAGCGGAGAUGCUGUACGGCCUCAUCCACGCACGUUACAUCCUCACUAAUAGAGGCAUCGCACAGAUGUUGGAGAAGUAUCAACAGGGAGAUUUUGGCUAUUGCCCCCGAGUCUAUUGUGAGAAUCAGCCGAUGCUUCCUAUCGGUCUGUCAGACAUCCCAGGGGAGGCCAUGGUGAAGCUGUACUGUCCUAAAUGUAUGGACGUCUACACACCCAAGUCCUCCAGGCACCACCACACAGAUGGAGCCUACUUUGGCACUGGCUUCCCCCACAUGCUCUUCAUGGUUCACCCUGAGUACAGGCCUAAGAGGCCCGCCAAUCAGUUUGUCCCAAGGCUGUACGGGUUCAAGAUCCACCCCAUGGCCUACCAGCUGCAGCUGCAAGCCGCCUCCAGCUUCAAGAGCCCUGUCAAGGCCAUCCGCUAGAGCAUCCUGGGCAGAGGAGGAGGAGAAAGAUUAGUAGAGAAAGAGUGGAGACAGGAGAGAAUUAUCAUCAGAUGGGGAGGGGGGUCACCCGCAUUUUACACAGCUUUUCAGGUGGCCCCUCCCCACCCCGAAGACUGUAUUUUGAUUUAGACACGGGCAAAUGAGAAGUCGAGAUUUUUGAGUGUGAGCGAGAGAAGAACGUACAGCCAUGAUCUAAAUCACAAGUAAACACACACACACACACACACACACACACGCUCAUACAUACAGGAAACACAUAGCUGCAUCCACACACGUGGGAUUCCAUGCACAUAAAUUACCAAACUCAUCAGUGCCAAAAACAGGAGGGUGAGGUAAGAGGAAGCUGCAGGGGCUUCACGCUACUGCUGCUGCUCACGCUGCUGUCAUAAUCGGUGGGCGGCGCGACGGGGAACUUUUCCCCGUAGAGAAGGUUUUUAUGUUCCGGGCUGUUUGCCGUCAAGCAUUUAGUGUGUUCUGUCUUUGGCACAGUUUGGUAACGGGUGGUGGUAACCCCUCUAUUGUUUGAAGCCUCCUAUACCCAUUAGCCCCCCCCCCCCCCCCCCAAAUGCUCGUAUGCUCAGGCUGGCACUCGCAGAGACAGUUUGGACCGAAGGCGUUUUUUUUCUGCAUCGCCUUAAGAUUUCAUAAAAACGCACCCAGAUUGUUUUUUUGGUAUUUUAAGAAGGCUCAUGCAACGGUAGUUCCUUUUGUUCUUUUUCCUGUUGAGAAGCGGUACGGUAAAAUAGCUCAAACUAACACAUAUUAUUUGAGUCGUUCAGACAACUGUACUCGGCCUGCGUCAUUUCUCCAGCUGUCUGUGCGUGCGUCAAACAUCUGUCUGUAUUGGUACCCGAGUGAAAAUAUAACCUGUGCUACAUUUUUCUGAGACGUGUCCCCUCCUGCAGCAGCAGGCGUAGCUGCGUUUGUAUUGUCAACCCACCCCGCCCCUAGCUUCAUCCUCCGACAAUAAAUAGUUGGACAUUUUGGGAAAUACUUGUAUAUGCUUUCUGGUGGAGAGAAGAUGCACCUCUACAAUAAUGUGAAUGAUCGCGCUAACGGGCGGUUGGCUUCGGCCAAUCAGUAAGGGGGGAAACGGGUAGCCUGGCCAGCGAUAAAUACAGCGAUGCAUCCUCCUACCGACACAUGUAAAGCUCGCUAAUUGAAGGUUAGAUCCUCUUGGUUAAUCUGCAUAAUGCGUUCAGCGGGGGAGAACUGCUUUGUCAUAGCAUUGCACCUUGAAACCUCAACCCUCUUGCAUAUGUUCACUUUGAGAGGAUUUCUUGCUCGCAUACUGCAAAAUGCAACCAGAUGCAUCAUUGUUUUUUUUUUGCCACACAAUCUUUUUUCUGGCAUACUAGACAAUAGAGAGGGAUUGAACCGCACAGCCAGUGUGAGUCCAGAAAGUUACUGGUCCCUGCCUGGACUGGUUUUUACAGCGUACGUCUGCAUUAAACUAGCGAGGACUUCACGGUUGAGCUUCAGAUGUGUCGGUAGGCAGAUUUUGACGAGCGUCGGGCUGAGCCAGGGUGGCUGCGUACAGAUAAGAGCAUGUCUGUCUCCAAAAGCGAAUAUGUCCCGAAAUGUUCAACCACCCGUUACAAUUUUUUUAGCAAAGAAUCGAGGAGGUAACCCAGUGAAAGAGGAAUUUCGACAAUCUGAAUCCUUCAGCUCACUCCACCACUGCACUGAUCCCAUUGGUGUCUCUCUACAGCACAGUCUCAUUAUUUAUGUUCAGGUUUAGAGACAGACCGACCACCAGCCGCUUACUUUUUUGUUUUGUUUCUGAAGCCGUGGGACAGAUACUCAGCUGUCCUUCCCUCACUCCCUCCCCUCUUUAUGUUUGUGUGACUGGAAUAGAUUGUCUUUUGGAUUUCAUGAUGCAAGAGAAACGGUAUUUAUGUGUCCAUAUUUUAACUAAUGUUUGUGUUGUCUUUCUGCUACUGUGGAAGGGUGAGCAGGAUUCAGACUUCUCAAUAAACUUCUAUUUUCUUUUCAUA
Molecule: messenger RNA, 2763 nt
Organism: Pseudoliparis swirei
Lineage: Eukaryota; Metazoa; Chordata; Actinopteri; Perciformes; Liparidae
Gene: csnk2b
Product: casein kinase 2, beta polypeptide
Exons: 7
Coding region: 98-745 (215 amino acids)
Cellular component (GO): protein kinase CK2 complex; cytoplasm
Molecular function (GO): protein kinase regulator activity
Source: RefSeq, a predicted model, not a curated record